Filobasidium floriforme is the source of this 1498-nucleotide messenger RNA. RefSeq lists its product as uncharacterized. The coding region runs from base 64 to 1191 and encodes 375 amino acids. Lineage: Eukaryota; Fungi; Basidiomycota; Tremellomycetes; Filobasidiales; Filobasidiaceae. The record is from RefSeq and is a predicted model, not a curated record. The transcript is spliced from 4 exons.
CGCAUACGCGCAUGCUCUGCAUACAUACGACAUUCUGGGAAGCCAGCUACAUUAGUGCUCAAGAUGUCUACAAGCCAACAACAAUCUGGACCCAAAGACAUCAACAACAUGUCAUACGAAGGAUUUUGGAAGAUGGUCAAGGAGAAAUCCAACGAUUCCGCUGCUACCAAAGUCGUCGAUCCCAAAGCGUUAGCGUCCGCCAAGGACUGGGAAGCCGGAAAAGGUCUCCUUGAUGCCACUGAAGAACUCCUCAAAGCUGAAGACGCUCUCGUCAAGGCCAGCCAAGCCCAAUACAAACUCCUCAAUGGUAUCGCUUGCCACCAUCCUCACGGUGAAAAGAUCCUCGAAUAUCUCCGUCGUGGAUCUGAGGACUCGCGAUUCUCUAGCCACUGCGUUGUCGCAUAUAGAAGGAAAGCGAUCGCUUUGGAUCUUCAGGCCAGCGGCGAUGAGAAGAGCAUGAGCAGUGGUGACAGCGAGAGCGAAGAAGAAGAUUUCUCCAAGCCUAUAAGUGUUCGCAGCACGUCCUCUGACGAGUCGGACACGCUACAGCGCCAGCACGUCAUUCGCACCUUGGGGGCGUACGAUGAAUACUCUUUUUCUUCGGAUGACGACGAUGAAGACGACGACGCUGCCGUAAUCGAAUGGCCCACCCGGAUCGCGAGCAAGAGCGACCGCUCCUCGGGCUUUCUGGGAGGAGGAAAAAUCAGCAACAAGUCGAAGCCGAAGGAUACCAAGGAGGGUGGGGACAAGCAGUUGGAUAGGAAAGGGCAGAUGCUUGCAAUCGAGCUGGCAGCGAAGAAGCUUGUGGCGGAGAGGAGGGCAAACAAGCAAAAGGUCAAGGUGGGAAGGGAAAAGGGGGUCAAGGUCAUUGCCGUGGACGGGCAAGCUGGACCUAGCCCGAGUACCGUUGAAUCCGGUGUCAACAACCAAGCAAACUUUUGUCAAGCGCAAGAUAUCCUUCAGCUGCACAGGGACCUCCUCAAAUCCAACCCGGUCCUCUACUUGAAACACUAUCACUUGCCUGCCUUGCCCGUUGCUCCAUCGUUCGACGCGGGCAGAGUCGGCUGGAAUGUCGAUGCUCCUGUCGCCACCGAACACCAGGGACGAGCUCAAGGCGAUCCGAAUCCUUCUGCGCCUGUUCCUGCGCCACAAGGUCAGGCUCAAGACCAGACCACUUCGACCGCGAUUUGACCUAGUCUGGCCUAACAAUCGCCCGAGCCAUGCGAGAGACAAGCCGUCUACUUCCCAGUAAACGCGAACAUUUGCAUGCCACGUCGCGAUGGCCGGCGACUAUCUAUCGUCCGCCCCGCUCGUCAACUGUCGAGGCCCCGUUCCGAAUUUUAUGUCUUCCGUUUUCUUCCCUGUCCCAUUGGUCUUCGGGCCUGAUGAUAUAUCAAUGUCCGUCUGAACCAUCUCGUGUCAUAUAGCCAUGUCUGUCGUUCUUUGUAUGUAUCUCAUCUGUUCUUAUAUCUUAUGCACAAGAAUACGGUCAUCAAGA